Messenger RNA from Prosopis cineraria, 2811 nucleotides. RefSeq names its product vacuolar protein sorting-associated protein 52 A. The transcript is spliced from 17 exons. The record is from RefSeq and is a predicted model, not a curated record. Gene Ontology annotation, cellular component: GARP complex. Gene Ontology annotation, molecular function: syntaxin binding. Bases 835 to 2700 code for a protein of 621 amino acids. Lineage: Eukaryota; Viridiplantae; Streptophyta; Magnoliopsida; Fabales; Fabaceae. Gene Ontology annotation, biological process: Golgi to vacuole transport; endocytic recycling; retrograde transport, endosome to Golgi.
GUGAAUGUUUAUUCAUUUGCAAUGUUGGUAUUGAUAUUCGAAAGUAGACAUGACACCAUGGUUAUACUAUCUCAUUCCUCCAUUGAAAAAAUGCGACUUCUGUUAUUUCUUAUGAAUUACAAUUUUUUAUGAUUAUGUUGUGAUCAAGUUAUUUUUUUGGGCAUAAGACGGUGCCUAAGUCCCCAGUAACCCUUUACAGUAGCUAACUGUUUACAUCCAAAAUCUAUCUUGGGUGAGCAACACCCAUAGGAUCUGUAAGUAAAAAAGGUCUACAACCCUCUAGAGGUUUGAGCUACUUCUUCAACUCAAACUCCUGAGUGUUACUAAAGUUUGCAAGCCAGUUAGCAGAUUCAUUCCCCCCUCUAUUAGUAUAUUGCAUCAUUAUUUGCCAUUUCACAUUAACUUCCAUUUGUAUCGGCCUCAGCACCUGAUUCUUUACUGUUCCUCCUACCCAAAACCUCCUUCCACAUACUGACUACAGUGAUUGGAAUAUAGAAUCAAUCUCAACAAUAAGUUUCCUCAAUCUGAACUCCAUAGCUAAUCUGAUUCCCAACAGCGCACCCCACAGUUUUGCUGUUACACUAGACAAACCCCCAGUUUCUUCAUAAAUGCACCCAGCUAUCUUCAAUUUCCAUCAACCAUAGCAGCUGCUGCUUCUUCUUCUUGCCAAGGGUUCCGUUCAACUGUGUCUGCAGCUCCUGCUCCAGUCUUACCUAGAAAGGAUUCUCAUGUUUGCCUUUAUUAUACAACUAUUAUUAUGUCAUUUAUUCCUUAGUAAUAAUCAUGUUUUAUUCCAUGAUUAUGGAUAGUGUGCUAAUCAAUUAGUUUUCCCCAAUGCUCCAAACACUGCAGGAUUAUAUUAGAGAAAGUGAUAAUCUAGUCUCUCUUCAUGAUCAAAUUCGAGAUUGUGAUAGUAUCUUGUCACAAAUGGAAACUCUUCUUAGCGGAUUUCAGGCUGAAAUUGGUUCUAUUAGUUCAGACAUAAAAAUUCUCCAGGAGAAGUCUAUGGAUAUGGGCUUGAGGCUUAAGAAUCGUAAGGUAGCUGAAUCCAAAUUGGCUGAGUUUGUGGAAGACAUAAUAGUCCCUCCAAGGAUGGUGGAUAUAAUUGUUGAUGGAGAGGUCAAUGAGGAAUAUAUGCGAACUCUUGAGAUGUUAAGUAAGAAGCUGAAGUUUGUAGAAGUGGACCCGAUGGUUAAGGCUUCAAAAGCUCUAAAAGAUGUUCAACCAGAGCUUGAAAAACUCCGGCAGAAAGCAGUUUCAAAGGUGUUUGACUUCAUUGUUCAGAAACUCUAUGCGCUAAGAAAACCCAAAACAAAUAUCCAAAUUCUUCAACAAAGUGUCCUGUUAAAAUACAAAUAUAUUGUUUCCUUUCUCAAGGAACAUGGCAAGGAGGUAUACAAUGAAGUUCAUGCAGCAUACAUUGAUACAAUGAACAAGGUUCUUAGUGCACAUUUCCGAGCUUACAUACAAGCUCUUGAGAAACUACAGUUGGAUAUUGCAACAUCCAAUGAUUUAAUUGGUGUGGAGACAAGAAGCACCGGUCUUUUUACAAGGGCCUGGGAACCAUUGAAGAACCGGUCUGCAGUUUUUGCUCUUGGGGAUAGGAUCAAUAUAUUAAAGGAAAUUGAUGAACCUGCAUUGAUUCCUCAUAUAGCUGAAGCCAGCUCCACUAAAUAUCCAUACGAGGUCUUGUUCAGGAGCCUGCAGAAGCUGCUUAUGGAUACUGCUACUUCUGAAUAUCAUUUCUGUGAUGUUUUCUUUGUGGAGGAAUCUAUAUUUUAUGAAAUAUUUUCAGGUCCUUUUGGUGUCAUUGAUGAGCACUUCAGUUUAAUACUUCAAAAUUGCUAUGAUGCCAUAGGGCUGAUGCUAAUGAUUUGCAUAAUACGUCAACAUCAGCUCAUCAUGUCUCGGAGGCGAAUCCCAUGCUUGGAUUCUUACUUUGACAAGGUCAAUAUUUCCCUAUGGCCUCGUUUUAAGAUGGUAUUUGACAUGCACCUCAACAGCCUGCGUAAUGCAAAUGUAAAGACAUUAUGGGAAGAUGAUGUUCAUCCUCACUAUGUCAUGAGACGCUAUGCUGAGUUUACAGCUUCCCUUAUCCACUUAAAUGUAGAGUAUGGAGAUGGCCAGCUUGAAUUGAAUCUGGAGCGAUUGAGAAUGGCUAUUGACGACUUACUUAUCAAGCUUGCCAAGAAUUUUCCAAAGCCAAAGCUGCAAACUGUUUUUCUUAUAAACAAUUAUGAUAUGACCAUUGCUGUCCUAAAGGAAGCAGGUCCUGAAGGUGGGAAAAUUCAAAUGCACUUUGAGGAACUGCUGAAGAGCAAUACAGCAUUAUUUGUGGAAGAAUUGCUUCAGGAACAUUUUAACGAUUUAAUCAAAUUUGUGAAGACCAGAGCCUCUGAGGACCCCACUUCAAGUUCUGAUAAGCCCAUAACCGUCGCUGAAGUGGAGCCGCUGGUGAAGGAUUUUGCUAGUAGAUGGAAGGCUGCAAUAGAGUUGAUGCACAAAGAUGUCAUUACUUCUUUCAGCAAUUUCUUGUGCGGUAUGGAGAUAUUAAGGGCUGCAUUGACUCAGCUGUUGCUUUAUUAUACCAGACUUUCGGAUUGCAUAAAGAAGAUCGUUGGUGGGUCUGCACUGAACAAGGAUCUUGUUUCCAUAUCUUCAAUCAUGUACGAAAUUAGGAAAUACUCGAGGACUUUCUAAUUUGACGCGAUUGUCAUUAUUGUGUACUAUAUCUGAUUCCUGAUCCAAGGCAUUCAAUUUACGUGUCAACAUGGAUUUUUGGAUUAUGAAAGUGAGAUGUCGUGCUUCUUU